CAAGUCUCAGGGCCGUGGGUCCCCACGGCGAAGCGGGGGGAGCGAGCGGAGCGAGCGGAGCCGCGAGCCAUGCGGCUGCUUCUGGUGCUGCUGGUGGGCUGGGCGGCGGCUGCUGACUACAAUGUGGUGAACUUGGACAACCACACCUUGAAGCUGUUGGUCGGCAAAGACUUGCCCGCUUUCGUGCGCUUUGAUCGAGAUUAUCCCUACGGCGAGAAGGCGGAUGCCUUUAAGGCGCUGGCACAAACUGCCGUGGGCGCCAAGAUUCUCAUCGGGAGCGUCGGCAUCUCCACCUACGGAGAGAAGAUGAACCAGGACCUGGCGGAGGAAUUUGGGUACAAGACUGUGGGCCAGGAGUUGGAGUAUGGCGACAUGGACAAGACUUUCCCCAAGUUCCGGCUCUUCCCCGCGAAUGGGGGCGCAUCGGUGGAGUACACCGGGGACGUGACGGCGGAGGCCAUGACCUUGUUCCUCAAGAAGGAGGCCAAGGUCUAUUUUGGGCUCAAGGGCACGUUGCGGGACUUUGACAAGCUAGCGGCGGAUUUUGUGAAGUCCAAGGACAAGGCUGCGGUGCUGAAGGAUGCCAAGUCUGCGGCUGCGGCGCUGUCAGGCGCGGAGCAGGAGGCGGCGGCCUACUACGUCCGCGCCAUGGAGAAGUCCCAGGAGAGCGGCUGGUUCCAGACCGAGUUCGAGCGCCUCAAGCAGAUCAUCUCCGGCGGCAAGGUGGCGCCUGCCAAGAAAGUGGACAUGCAGCUCAAGGUCAAUCGCUUGAGCUCCUUCGUGUCCCCCUCCGACGAGCUCUGAGCGAGCGAUGGCCGGAGGGUAGCACACUUCCACGGCUAAAGGGCAAAGCAUGUGCCACCGCACCCCCAAACAAGAGAAAAUCCUG
Messenger RNA from Effrenium voratum, 889 nucleotides. The record is from the annotation of a GenBank genome assembly. Lineage: Eukaryota; Dinophyceae; Suessiales; Symbiodiniaceae.